This is a messenger RNA of Pogona vitticeps (central bearded dragon), 12330 nucleotides long. RefSeq names its product pecanex 1 (gene PCNX1). The record is from RefSeq and is a predicted model, not a curated record. Lineage: Eukaryota; Metazoa; Chordata; Lepidosauria; Squamata; Agamidae. Gene Ontology annotation, cellular component: membrane.
CCUCAGCUAAAAAAAAAUAAAAAAAUUGUGGCGAAUGCGGUUUCACGCAUCGCGUUAUAAGUCUUCUCAAAUGCCUGCCGGGCGAAGGCAACUAAAUCCUUCGUGGAACUCAUCAAGUAACACGUUCAUGUACAGGAAGCGCCCAUCAGAGUAAAAAAGGGGAGGUGCGACACAAAUACUGUAGUUUUACUAAGACGCUAGUUUUACGAGUAAUCCAAGAGAUCCGCUGUUGUAGUCCGCAUUUCUAGCCCACCUUUCUAAAGAAACAGCGGAUACAAUUGGGAUCCACCGCAUUUUCUCUGUCGAACCCUUUUCUGCCUAGAAAGUUAUUUUGGCGGCUGUUAACUGACACGAGGUCAUCCUUUGGUCCUGAAACUAACACAGUCGUCACUACUAGUAGCCUACCUACGUUGGGGCGGACAGUGGCGGCCCUCCAGGCCCAUCAUCUCACUAUUAGCUACGCUCGCUUGGGCAGAGGGGAAUGGUCAGGCACUUAAGGGCCACCUAUGUUUCAGAGAUGGAAGAGCCGGCUUUGCCGUGGGAUAAGUCCCGCGCGGCUUUCUAAUCUAGCCGACCCUCCAGAAAUCACGGAAGGCGCGUGUUUGGGCAACGGCGUUCACGCAAAAAGCUCUUGCUCUCAGGUCCCGAGGGGGGGGGGAAAGAGACUGGUCCUCCUCCAUCCACCCUUGCUCUGCUCCCAAAGCGCUCUGCAAGGAUCCCGACCCCAUCCUAAACGACAAGCGCUCCGUCGGCCUGCGCUCUGAAGGCCCGUCCGAGCCUUCGCUGGGGGGCGAGCGUGAGAAUCCGUUCGCCUUCCGAGGCGGAGGGGCCGCUCUUUGCAGCCUCAGCGUCCUCCUCCUCCCCCGCUGCCUCUUCCUCGCCUCGGCGCGUAAGGAGGGGAGAACCAGGAAUCAGGCAUGGGGAAUGCGGUCGGAGCGGCUGCCGCAAGGGCUGCCGGUCUAUAGCCGGGCGGGCGGCCCGGGGCCCGGACGUAAGAUGGCGGCGGCGCUGACGGGGGGGAGGAGGAGAAGAAGGCGGAGGAGGGGGUGGCGGCUCCUGUGGCUGUCGGGAGGCUCGGGCUGUGGAGGAGGCGGCGGGCGGUUGUGCCCGGGCUCUCGGGGCGGAUAGAGGGAGAGAAAGAGAGAGAGAGAGAGAGAGAAAGAAGGAGAGAGCGGGGCUGGCAGGACCUGGGCUCGGGCCAGGCCGCCAUGGGCUCCCAGGUGUUGCAGAUCCUGCGCCAGGGCGUGUGGGCGGCUCUGAGCGGUGGCUGGUACCAGGACCCUCACCAGGGCGCCGGGGUGAAUGCGCUGCACCUCUACCUGUGGCUCUUCCUGUUCGGCUUCCCCUUCACGCUGUACAUGGCUCUUCCUUCUUCCAUGGUGAUAGUAGCAAUUUAUUGCCCAGUGAUAGCAGCUCUCUUCAUUGCUCUCAAGAUGGUAAACUACCGUUUGCACAGAGCUCUUGAUGAAGGUGAAAUUGUGGAGAGGAAUGCUAGUGAACGCAUGGACAGAGGUGCAAAAACAGAACAAGAUAACUCUUUGGCCCGGAGAAAGGACAGUAAUGGACCUAGUGAUCCAGGAGGAGGGAUUGAGAUGUCAGAGUUUGUUCGAGAAGCUACACCACCAGUGGGCUGUAGUUCACGAAACUCGUUUGCUGGCCUAGACCUAAAUAAUCAGAUUGGGUCUGGUUUAUCUCGUCGUGGAACGGCAGCUACCAUUAAAGGUGAUACAGACACUGCAAAGACUUCUGAUGACAUCAGUCUGAGUCUUGGCCAAAGUUCUAGUCUCUGUAAAGAGGGGAGUGAAGAGCAAGAUUUGGCAAGUGAUCGGAAGACUUUCCAUCUGGUCUCCAUUGAUUCCUUUGUGUCCAUUCAACCUUCAUUAUCAUCUGCACAAGAGUUACCAAGGGAUAGUACGGAAAAAGUGUGCCUCCCUAGCAACCACCACUUAGAUCAAUCUAUGUCCAAUGCAUGUGACACUGAAAUGGCUUCCCUUGUACCUUUGCAUUCACACUCCUAUAGAAAAGACCAUAGGCCACGAGGAGUGCCAAGGACUUCUAGUUCAGCAGUUGCUUUUCCAGACGUGUCACUAAAUGACUUCCCCCUCUAUCAGCAAAGGCGAGGACUGGAUACUGUUAGUGAGUUAGAAGCUUCCAAGCCCCGACUGGGAUCCAAAGAAUCUUUAGCUGAAAACUCCUGCCUUUCUGGAGUCUUUCAGCUGGAUGAUAUUUUGAAAUGUAGCAGUCCACAGUUAUUAGCCAAAAGCAGCAAGAGUAAAUCCUUACAAGCAGACAAAAGUGUGGAUAGUCUCAGAAGUCUUAGUACCCGAAGUAGUGGCUCAACAGAGAGCUAUUGCAGUGGGACUGAUCGUGAUACUAUCAGUACUGUCAGCAGCUACAAAAGUGAGCAGACAAGCUCCACUCAUAUAGAGAGUGUGCUGUCUGAGCAUGAAGAGUCCCCUAAAGAAGAGAAAAUGAACAGCAAGAAAAAGGACUGCUCUGUUGAUUCUGAUGAGGGUAGCUUUGCGACUGACAAAAGGACUAACAGUGAAGGAACUGCUCUUGAAGUGAGUGCGAGCAGUUUCAUUCAGGAGGAUCAAGGAGGAUCAAAUGCACCAGAGGAGAGGCACAACCAGAGGGCGCUUAGUGGCCGUGCUUCAGAAGAAGCAAAUAAGAAUCCUCAUGCAAAUGAACUGACGACACAUGUAGACCAGCCUCCUGGGAAACCUGCUGAGAAAAGAGAUGAGCAGAAAGAGAAAUCUUCCCUAGUUGACUCAAGAACUUGUAAAGAGAUGGUUGGAAAGCAAAAGGAGGGGGAUGUGAGGCCUAAAUCCUGCAGCUUAAUUCACCGGACAGCUUCAGCUCACAAAUCCAGCAGGAGGAGGACAGGGAAAAAACGGGCUAGUAGUUUUGACACAAGUCGACACAAGGAAUAUGUUUCUUUUCGAGGUAUAUCUGGUACCAAACCCCACAGUGCAAUUUCCUGCCAUGAUGAAGACUCAAGUGAUCAAAGUGACUUGAGCAGGACCUCAAGUAUGCAGUCAGCCCACCAGUUCAGCAGUGAUAGCUCUUCUAGCACCACCUCCCAUUCAUGCCAGUCUCCUGAGGGAAAGUAUAAUGCCCUAAAGACCAAAUAUGCAGCGAAAGAGAAGGGUACAGACUUGGAAAACUCUUACAAAAUCUACUUGGGCUCUGAGGCAAAUGGCAAAAAGCAUUCAGCACGACGGACUUCAAAUACAAACAGUGCCAAGAGUCGUACCAGGGUGUUAAGCUUGGAUAGUGGUACUGUAGCUUGCUUGAACGAUCCAAAUCUGAUGAUGCCAGAUAACAUAAAACAACUAACAACUUCAAAAUCUGACUUAGAGGCCAAAGAGGGAGAGGUGCUUGAUGAGCUAUCUCUGUUAGGAAGGGCUUCACAACUAGAAUCUGUCACUCGCUCUAGGAAUAGUUUACCAAACCAGCCUAUGUUUGCUGAAGGGGAAGAGCAGGAACAGGGAAGUGUUGCAGCAAAAACCAGUGAGGAGGCGGUCUCAGUUCGUCGUGAGCGCAGCACAUUUAGGCGUCAGGCAGUACGGCGCCGUCACAAUGCAGGGAAUAACCCUACCCCUCCUUCAUUGCUCAUCGGCUCACCCCUCAGCCUUCAAGAUAUUCAACAAGGGCAGCACUCCACAACCCAAGCCAAAGUCCAGUCCCGCCCCCAUUCCCAGGCAGCAGUGCUCAGUGCUAGCGCCUCCUUGCUGGUGAGAAAUGGGAGUGUCCACUUAGAAGCGUCACAUGACAAUGCAUCUGCUGUCGGCAGCAGCAGUUUGCACGAUGAACUUGGUAAGUUCAGUUCUACACUCUACGAGACAGGGGGCUGUGACAUGUCGCUUGUAAAUUUUGAGCCAGCUGCAAGAAGAACAUCUAAUAUCUGUGACACAGAUUCUCAUGUAUCAAGUUCUACCUCAGUUCGAUUUUAUCCACAUGAUUUACUUUCCCUUCCUCAGAUUAGGCUGAACAGGCUGUUGACCAUAGAUACAGAUCUCUUGGAGCAUCAAGACAUUGACUUAAGCCCUGACCUACAGGACCAUCUGCAGCCUCAAGAAGAAGCAGCCCAAAAAGUCAAACACUAUUACCGCUUUUGGAUUUUACCCAAGAUCUGGAUUGGUAUCAAUUUUGAUAGGCUGACUCUCUUGGCUCUGUUUGACAGGAAUCGUGAGAUCCUGGAAAAUGUAUUGGCUGUCAUCUUAGCUAUUCAAGUAGCUUUCUUGGGUUCUGUGCUCCUUAUAGAAGGCUUCUUCAAGGAUAUCUGGGUCUUCCAAUUUUGCCUAGUGAUUGCGAGCUGCCAGUAUUCCUUGCUAAAGAGUGUCCAACCAGAUUCUUCAUCACCUCGCCAUGGUCAUAAUCGAAUCAUAGCAUAUAGCCGGCCUGUUUACUUCUGUAUAUGCUGCAGUCUCAUUUGGCUGUUGGACUAUGGGAGCAAGAGCACUUUUACUGCAAAGUUCCGACUCUAUGGAAUGGCUUUCACUAAUCCAAUUUUGCUGCUUUCGGCAAGGGACUUGGUUAUAGUGUUUACACUGUGCUUCCCUAUAGUGUUCUUCAUUGGUCUUCUGCCUCAGGUGAAUACAUUUGUAAUGUACCUCUGUGAACAGCUGGAUAUUCAUGUCUUUGGUGGAAAUGCCACCACAAGCCUGCUUGCAGCACUUUACAGUUUUAUUUGCAGCAUUGUGGCAGUAGCAUUAUUAUAUGGAUUGUGUUAUGGUGCCCUGAAGGACUCUUGGGAUGGUCAACAUAUUCCAGUGCUCUUUUCAGUAUUCUGUGGUAUGUUAGUGGCGGUGUCUUAUCAUCUCAGCAGACAAAGUAGUGAUCCUUCUGUGCUUUUUUCUUUAGUGCAAUCAAAGCUUUUUCCUACUUCAGAAGAUAAAAAUCCAGAGGAUCCAUUGUCUGAAGUUAAAGACCCACUACCUGAAAAACUUAGAAAUUCAGUCAGUGAGCGUUUGCAGUCUGAUCUUGUCGUGUGCAUCGUCAUUGGUGUACUCUACUUUGCAAUUCAUGUUAGCACAGUGUUCACAGUUUUGCAGCCUGUCUUAAGCUAUGUCUUAUAUGCAUUGGUGGGAUCAGUAGGCUUUAUAACCCAUUAUGUGCUGCCUCAACUCCGGAAACAGCUCCCCUGGCAUUGUUUUUCUCAUCCACUGUUGAAAACCAAGGAAUACUAUCAGUUUGAAGUCCGCAAUGCUGCACAUGUAAUGUGGUUUGAGAAACUCCAUAUAUGGCUACUUUUUGUGGAGAAGAACGUUAUCUACCCUUUGAUAGUUCUCAAUGAGCUCAGCAGCAGUGCAAAGGCUAUUGCAAGUCCAAAAAGACUUGAUACAGAACUUGGUGCUUUAAUGAUUACUAUAGCUGGCAUGAAGCUGUUACGCUCCUCUUUCAGCAAUCCUACAUACCAGUAUGUUACUGUCAUUUUCACAGUUCUUUUCUUUACAUUUGACUAUGAACGUUUCUCGGAGACGAUGCUUCUAGACUUGUUCUUCAUGUCCAUAGUCUUUAGCAAGCUUUGGGAGCUUUUUUACAAGUUGAGAUUUGUGUAUACUUAUAUCGCUCCUUGGCAAAUCACAUGGGGAUCUGCUUUCCAUGCUUUUGCCCAGCCCUUUGCUGUGCCACAUUCUGCGAUGCUUUUUGUUCAAGCAGCUGUGUCUGCUUUCUUCUCUACUCCGUUAAAUCCUUUUCUGGGAAGUGCAAUAUUCAUAACUUCUUAUGUCAGACCUGUCAAAUUCUGGGAGAGAGACUACAACACCAAGCGAGUGGACCACUCCAAUACAAGACUGGCUUCUCAGCUUGAUAGAAAUCCAGGUUCAGAUGACAAUAACUUGAAUUCAAUCUUCUAUGAACACUUAACUCGGUCCCUCCAGCACAGCCUUUGUGGAGACCUUCUCCUGGGACGAUGGGGGAACUACAGUACAGGAGACUGCUUUAUCCUUGCUUCUGACUACCUCAAUGCGCUAGUACACCUUAUAGAGAUAGGCAAUGGUUUGGUCACCUUUCAGCUGAGGGGCCUUGAAUUCAGAGGAACUUACUGUCAGCAGCGAGAAGUGGAAGCCAUCACUGAGGGUGUAGAGGAAGAUGAAGGCUUUUGUUGCUGUGAACCUGGCCAUAUUCCUCACAUGCUGUCUUUCAACGCUGCCUUUGGCCAGCGCUGGCUGGCCUGGGAAGUCCUAGUUACAAAGUAUGUCUUGGAAGGCUACAGCAUCACUGACAAUAGUGCUGCUUCUAUGCUUCAAGUCUUUGAUCUGAGGAAAAUACUCACCACUUACUAUGUCAAGGGUAUACUCUAUUAUGUAACAUCCUCUCCCAAACUGGAGGAAUGGUUAUCCAAUGAAACAAUGCAGGAGGGACUACAGCAGUGUGCAGACCAAAAUUAUGUUGACGUGGACCCUACAUUUAAUCCUAACGUUGAUGAGGAUUAUGACCAUCGCUUGGCAGGGAUCUCUAGAGAGAGUUUUUGUGCUGUUUAUCUUAACUGGAUAGAAUAUUGUUGCUCUCGGAGAGAAAAGCCACUGAAUGCAGAUAAAGAUUCUUCCCUGGUCACACUUUGCUAUGGUCUUUGUGUCCUUGGCCGGAGAGCUUUGGGGACUGCUUCCCAUCAUAUGUCUAGUAAUCUGGAAUCCUUCCUCUAUGGACUUCAUGCCUUGUUUAAAGGAGAUUUUCGUAUCUCGUCCAUUCGAGAUGAAUGGAUCUUUGCAGACAUGGAAUUGCUGAGGAAAGUUGUGGUCCCUGGAAUUCGUAUGUCAUUAAAAUUGCAUCAGGACCAUUUCACUUCACCAGAUGAAUAUGAUGACCCUGCUGUUCUUUAUGAAGCAAUCACAUCCCACGAACAAAAUCUGGUUAUAGCUCAUGAGGGUGACCCUGCUUGGAGAAGUGCUGUCCUUUCCAAUUCUCCAUCUCUGCUGGCCCUUCGCCAUGUGAUGGACGAUGGUACCAAUGAGUACAAAAUCAUUAUGCUGAAUAAGCGCUAUUUAAUCUUCAGAGUCAUUAAAGUAAAUAAGGAAUGUGUGCGUGGCCUUUGGGCUGGACAGCAACAAGAGUUGGUCUUCUUGCGCAAUCGAAACCCAGAAAGAGGAAGUAUCCAAAAUGCAAAGCAAGCUUUGAGGAACAUGAUAAACUCAUCAUGUGAUCAACCCAUUGGAUACCCAAUUUAUGUCUCUCCUCUGACAACUUCCUAUUCAGAUAGUCAUGAGCAGCUCAGAGAGAUUCUUGGAGGUGCCAUUAGCCUGGGAAAUAUCAGAAACUUCAUAGUAUCUACAUGGCACAGGUUAAGAAAAGGCUGUGGUGCCGGCUGCAACAGUGGAGGGAACAUUGAAGAUUCAGAUGCUGGAGGAGGAACCUCCUGCAUAAGUAAUAGUGCAACUGCCAAUGACUCCCAGAGUAAUGUGUCUCAAGGAGGUGGUGGUGGAGGAGGAGGAGGUGGUGGUGGUGGAGGAGGAGGAAAUGUGACAGUUGGACUGGCACCUGGAACAGGACUGCAUCCAGCCACACCUCACCCUGCUACUCUAGGCACCAGCCAUAGCGCUCAUUCUGUGCAGUCCAGCCUUGUCAGACAUUCCCCUGCUCGUGCCUCAGUGGCCAGCCAGUCAUCCUAUUGCUACAGCAGUCGUCAUUCAUCCCUCCGCACGUCUGCUACCGGCUUUGUGCCUUGCCGACGCUCUUCCACCAGCCAGCUCUCCCUGCGUAACCUCCCAUCCUCCAUCCAGUCACGUCUGUCCAUGGUGAACCAAAUGGAACCUGCUAGCCAGACGGGUGUUGUCAGCGCACAGCAUGGCCUACCCUCUUCAAGCAGCUCCAGCCAAAGCAUCCCAGCCUGCAAACAGCAUGCCCUUGUUGGCUUUCUAGGGACAGAUGGAGUGAAUAAUGUUACCGAUACACAGCUGGGUGCAAAUGUGAGCCCUGUAAGCCAGACACAAACCAAAAGGGAUGAUGUUGUAUACAGAAUCCAGAUAAUGGAUCCCAGCCAGGUACUGGAAGGGAUCAACGUGUCCAAAAGAAAGGAGCUGCAGUGGCCAGAUGAGAAUAUAAGGUUAAAAGCUGGGAGAAACAGCUGGAAAGACUGGAGUCCUCAGGAAGGCAUGGAAGGCCAUGUGAUUCACCGUUGGGUGCCUUGCAGCAGAGAUCCAGGAAGUCGAUCUCACAUAGACAAAACCAUCUUGCUAGUCCAGAUUGAAGACAAAUAUGUUGCUGUGAUUGAAACUGGAGUCCUAGAACUUGGGGCUGAAGUAUGACCUAUUUCGGGUGGAGAACUUCUUGAUGGCCCUCUCCAAAAAAGUUUAGAAAUGAAGUGGGAACCCAAGAAAAGGCUCUCAAGUAAUAGGAAAAGACUUGAAAACCAAGUGGGUUGCUGUGUCCACAUCUGAUUCCUCCCAAAAAUAAAGGGGGAGGGAUGCUUUUUUAGUAUUUUUUUAAGUUAGCUGCUGAGGAAAAUGUUGUGCAUGAAGGGUAAACAUAUUUUAUCUUUUGUUUUAUACUUUAUUUUAUGCAUUGCAAUGCUUUAAAAGAACCCCACAUAUUCCCAUCUUAAAAUAGGAACAUCUUUUUUUUUCUAAUUGUUUUGCCAAAAAUGGCUGUGUUGACAAAAUAAUGUGGAUUCUGUUUUUUUUUAAGCACCUUGAGUAACAUACAGAUUUUGAGUUCGGUGCAAAACAGAAUUGAGAAUUUAUUCAUGGCAAGGGUGACCAGACAGAUUCUUAUUCUUUGUGGAUGAAAAAUUUCAAUGAAAAAAAUGCACUAAUAUUUUUUUUAUGGCAAUGCACUAAAAAAAUCUGAGAUUGCUCAGACCAUUUAUUUAUAUAUAUAUUAUAUGUAUAUAAAUAUAUAAACAGAAGAAAAUACAGUUAUUUAAAUUGCCUUUGGGAUUAACCCCCUUCAGCUCCAUGUUCAUAUUGUUGAUAGGAACUGUGCCAUUGAUUCGUUUUUGGUUCAUUAUAUUAGAUUCACAGUGUAUUCAUACUAUCCUAUUCCCAAUAAAGGUUGGAGCAUCAAUAACUAUAGAAUAAAACACCAGACCUUCCUGCUCUUGGUGAAAUCAGCUGAUGCUGCAGAUUUGCAGCCAUUUCACUUUUUUAUGUAGACCCAAUCACACAAUUGUGCAUUUUCUUCCUCUCCACCGGGUUGCUUUCCAACUUAGAACCAGCUAAACUAGACUAUCAACAUCUUUUGGAAGAAGCUUGCUCCUUAGAGAGAAACUGGGUGAGAUCCAAAAUUUUUAAGUGGAAUUGUGACUUUCAUUGUGUGUUGGGACUUCUUCCUUAUAUUCAGUCAGGUGAAACAACUUGACUUUUUUUCUUUAAAUUAAAGGACAAUAGAAGAGGCUGACUGUCAUAUUACUUGUACCAUUUCGCCUUUUUCUCUCCCUUUAGUCUUUAUUAUCCUUUUCUGUGACUUGAAUUUUAUUUUCAGUGAUUAUAUAUUAUAUAAUAACUGUACUUUUGAGUAUAACUGUGAAACUGAUUUAUGUUGCAUAUCUUAGGUUUUACUGUGUUUGCAUUUUUUUUAAGUGUGUGUUUUCAGGGAAACAAGAUACUCAAACAGCAUUGGGGUGAAGAGAGGAAGCGGCCGCUUCUUAACUUACCACUUUGAUGACUUGCAGCUUUCAAGAAAAGUUGUCUAUGUUGUGGUGGCUUCUUGUGUGUGAUCUGGAACUCUAUGAGGCUCAAUAGGAAGCUUAACACAGUCUGCAACUGUAGCUUUUAGAAGCAGCCAUCUUCUCUUCUGUUUAAAUUUUCCAAUGUUAAAACGAUUCAUGGGUGAUUUCACAAGGGAGGGACUUGAGCAAAAAUCAAUAUCAUUUGCAUACCUAAGUAAAGAAUGGAAGUCUUUGUGAUCAGAGAAUAUUUGAGGUAAAUGGCCUAACACAGGUAGUCCAAUGUCCAAAAAAAAGGAUGCUAUUCUAUGUAAACUGUCAAGUUGAACUUUUAUUUCGUAGUGUUGUGGAUUUCACUGCUGCAGAUAAGCUCUUGUUAUGUGCGUGAUAUCCAGACUCAGUUUCAAAGAAACAUACACACACAAAUGUGAGGAAACACUUGAAAAUAUUGUUCAUUUUUUUCUAGAUACAUGAAUUAUCGCAGGAAUGUCAGGAUGUCUUCAGUUUAGUACCAGACUCUCUUGGCAUUUUCAUUACCAUGCCAGCAUGAGUGAAGCCAUCUUCUGUUUUUUGAUGGGUCACUUUUUGGCUCCCUUCUCAAUUGUAUAUGUAUUUAUCACUUCCAUCUUGAGUUUCACAAGGAUAGUAAAGGAGGGACGACCAACUUUUCAGAAAAUCAGUGAUUUCUCACACAAUUACAUCUUUCAGUUACAGUGUCAGCUUGAAUUAGGCAAGAGCAUAAGUAUAAUGUGGCCUGUAUUAGAUUUCUCUGAGAAUAAGAUCUAGUUUUUUUCAUUUUAAACAUCUGGUUGAGAAUAAAUAUCCGACAAAUCUGUUAAUUAUAUUAGACAUUGCUUACCUAAUCAGAGACUAAAAGGCUAAUUUUAAGCCCCCUAAUUUGUUCAUAUUUGGAUAUAUUUCUAAUUUAAUUUAGCUGUUAGUGAACAUGAUUUCACCUACACCAGUAUCAGAUAUACAUCUCAUCUACCUAGUGAUGAAUGUGUUGCAAGAAGAUACACAAUCUGUUUCACCUUCAGAUUUCUGAACUUGCCUAUGACCCAUUAAUUUGGAGAUCAAAUUCUGAGAUUCUUGCAUUUUAACAUACAACCAUCUAUGUAGUGCAUAUAAAAGUUUUACACAAAGCUUGUCUACUUUUUCCUCACUGUAUUAGGAGAACCUAUAAACCAAAAAGAUUAAACUUCUCUGUAGCUUUUAUUAUGUGGAGGUAUAAGACGACCCAGUACUUCCAUGAAUUGAUUACCAUCCAUCCCUUCAGCAAGAUGAGCAAAGGUUUCUUGAAUUCUAAAAACUUUUCAAAACAUUUUGCUAUUCAUUAUGAACUAUUUUAUGUGGAUACUAGUCCACUUAUAUAAAGUUUUCUCUGCUUAAGACAAACUUUGGUAAUUUACAUCCAGGAACUGUUUAUGCAGAUUCAUUUUUCUAUACUUAAUAUUUAUGUAUCUAUGUUUAAUAAGCUGACUAUACAAUGAGGAGUUCAUCUUUAAACAGAAAAGCAUACUUAAGUUCCCCAGUUUAUGAUCCUGGGAACUUAAAGCAAGAACUUUCCUUACCUCAUUUUGAAAGGCUUUGUUUUUCUUAAAAGGACACAAAAGUCUAUAAAUACCAAAUAGCAGAAUCGAAUCAUGGACUAGAGUCUUUCCUGUGAAAUGGGGAGAAAUCUUUAGUAGGAAAUGAGAUGUACUUUUUUUAAAUUGUAAGAGUGCACCUGAUAUUUCUGAUUUUAAUUCUGUGAUGGCUUUACCUCCCAGCUGUGUAGCUGGGGAGCUAACAGUUCACCUAUGUGAAAAUGUUGAAUAGAUGUACCUGUGGAAUAAUACAUCAGAGGCCCUUGAUAACAUUGCUUUUGGACAAACCAAUACCAAAACAGGCAGUGAAAUUCCUAAGAAUAAGAACAUAUAAAUGUUGUUUGGAGUAAUUUAAUUAAAAGAGAAAUUCAGAGUGUGUAUAAAUGCUUCAUAUUAGGUAUGGGGUUAAGCCACCAUGGUAUUAUAUACCUGAUUUUAUUAAGGGAAUUUUUUUUACCUAUUAUAUAGGUUUCUACUUGUCUGGCCUUACUUGGUGUUUGAUAAUCUGAUGCCCCUUCCUCUGUGAUGCUAGACAGUGUAAGAAAAUAUAGCGGUAUUUAAUACGUGCCUUAGUAAAAUUAUGGUGGGUACAUAACACCUUGGUGGGAGCUACUGCUCUUCAAUAGUUUUCACCCAUUUUUUAAAAGGCUGUAUUUAAGAUGGCUGCUCCAAAAGGCUUCAGAGGUGUGAUGCACCAUUCAUAGGCAAGUACUUCUUACAAGUACAUACCAUUUAGAUGUUUCUAGUGUGUAUACAGACCACUCAAUUAAGUCAUUUAGCUUAUGACUUUCAGCAGAUGGAAAUCACAGAAUUUGAAGGUUAAAUUUGUUUCUUUAUGAAACUUAGCCUGACAAUGAACUGCGAAUAAAUAAGUAGAGGGAGGAGAGUAAAAAUACAGCAAGUUGGAAAGUGGAAUAUAUGUACCAGCAUAACCAGCAUAUGGAGAUCUUGCUAGAACAGGGGUAUGUGUACUAUGUAUGUAUGUAUGUGAGUGGGUGUGUGUCUGCGUGGGUGUUGUUGGGAACAGCCUGUAAAUAUUGUAGUUGUUAAAACUGGGGUGGGUGGGGAUGAGGGGCUAUGUUUGCAACAUGUUGCAUUGAAGAAGACAGUAUUGAUAAUACACAAAUUGAUAGUGAA